Molecule: messenger RNA, 2432 nt
Organism: Caenorhabditis elegans
Lineage: Eukaryota; Metazoa; Nematoda; Chromadorea; Rhabditida; Rhabditidae
Gene: tag-123
Product: Transmembrane 9 superfamily member
Exons: 8
Coding region: 4-1971 (655 amino acids)
Cellular component (GO): membrane
Source: RefSeq, marked reviewed
GUAAUGCCCAAAACGACGAGGAUGCUCACAAAACUACUUUUGGUUUCGUUUCUUGCCAGUGCCAGUGCUUUCUACCUUCCUGGCCUGGCACCAGUGAACUUUUGUGAAGUGGAAAAAGCGAAUUGUCCAAGCAACAUCUCCCUGUAUGUCAAUCAUCUUGACAGCGAUCGCUCCGUCAUCCCAUAUGAAUAUCAUAGUUUUGACUUUUGCACGGUAAACGAGGAUGAGUCACCGGUCGAAAAUCUCGGACAAGUUUUGUUCGGUGAACGUAUUCGUCCAAGUCCAUACAAGGUGGCAUUCUUGCAAGAAGAAAAAUGCCGUUUGGUUUGCGACACAAAGAAAUACGCUCGUGGAAGCGCCGAUGAUUUGGCAAAGCUUCGAUUGCUCCAGAGAGCCAUGACACUUAACUACCAACAUCAUUGGAUUGUUGACAACAUGCCAGUGACUUUCUGUUUCAAGAAUCUUCAAAAUAUGGAUGUAUGCACUACUGGAUUCCCAGUUGGAUGUUUUGUUGAUGAGCAGGGAUAUCAACAUGACGCUUGUGUACUCAAUCAAAAAUACAAGACUCCGAACAACUUCUACAUCUUCAAUCAUGUUGACAUUGAGAUCUACUACAGAGAUAUGACCAAUGAUGGAAACUUCUUGGAGCACAAAGUUGGAGGAAGAAUCAUCCGUAUUGACGUUAAGCCACGCUCCAUUAAACAUAGCUCUUCAUCGAGCCUGGACUGCAGUGAUUCAGCGGAGCCAAUCGCCAUUGAUGCAAAAUCCGAGAGUGCCGAAAUCACAUAUUCCUACAGUAUCAAGUGGACGAAAACUGAUAUCAAGUGGUCUUCCAGAUGGGAUUACAUUCUCCAGUCAAUGCCACACACCAACAUCCAAUGGUUCUCAAUUAUGAAUUCACUUGUUAUCGUUUUGUUCUUGACUGGAAUGGUUGGAAUGAUCAUUAUGAGAACUCUGCAUCGUGAUAUCGACCGUUACAACAGACUGGACACCGAGGAAGAUGCUCAAGAGGAGUUUGGAUGGAAGUUGGUGCACGGAGAUGUUUUCCGUACUCCACGUUACCCAAUGCUUCUUUCUGUGUUUAUUGGAGCCGGAUGUCAAACACUUCUUAUGGUUUCUGUGACAUUAGUAUUUGCGUGCCUUGGAUUCCUGUCUCCAGCCAACCGCGGAUCCCUCAUCACAUUUGCUCUGUUUUUCUAUGUGCUCUUCGGAAUUGUUGCUGGAUACAUUUCUGCUCGUCUCUACAAGACAUUCGAAGGGAUUCACUGGAAAACAAACUUGGUGAUGACCGCCUUCUUGGUUCCUGGAAUCUUGUUCACAAUCUUCUUCUUCUCCAAUACUCUUCUCUGGACUAAAGGAUCGUCGGCUGCAGUUCCAUUUGGAACAUUGCUUGUCCUAUUGGUGCUCUGGAUCUUUAUCUCGGUUCCAAUGACAUUUGUCGGAGCAUACUUUGGAUUUAAGAAGCGUGGAAUUGAGGCUCCAGUUAGAACUAACAAGAUCCCACGACAAGUUCCAGAGCAGACUUUCUACACAAAACCACUUCCAGGAAUGUUGAUGGGUGGAAUUCUUCCAUUCGGAUGCAUUUUUAUUCAACUUUUCUUCAUCCUCAACAGCAUUUGGGCUCAUCAAACCUACUAUAUGUUCGGAUUCUUGUUCCUGGUCUACUUGAUCCUGAUCAUUACCUGCUCGGAAGCUACCAUUCUUCUUGCCUACUUCCAUCUUUGUGCAGAAGACUACCACUGGUGGUGGAGAUCGUUUAUGACAAGUGGAUUCACUGCAAUUUAUCUCUUCAUCUACUGCAUUCAUUUCUUCAAUACAAAACUUACGAUUAGUGGAACGAUUUCCACAAUUCUCUACUUCUCCUACACGUCUAUCUUUGUUUUCAUGUUUUUCUUGAUGACUGGAACGAUCGGAUUCCUCGCUACUUACUACUUUGUACGAAAAAUCUACGGAUCUGUGAAGGUUGACUAAGUAGUUGAUCUUAAAUCGCUUCCCAUCCCUGUUUUUCCUUACUGACAGAACAACGACCACUUUGUCGAUGACUUUUUUCUAUUUGCGUGUUUUUGUGACUAUUGCGUUUGCAUUUUCCACCUUUUUUAUUUCUGAUUUGUUUCCUAUUUUCUCUUUUCAUCUUCGGCAUCCUUGUGAUCCGGUAAAACCAGUCAUCAUGAUGAGAAAGUGAACAACUUAUGGGUUGUAUAUUGCAAUGAUAAUUUAUUACUAUUUUGAUUUUUACCAGUCUCUCCAUCAUUUCUUGCUUUUGUUAUAGUCGUGGGUAUUGUAAUUUAAAUUGUGGAUCAAACCCGCAAAACUCUUGCUUUAUUGCUUAUAUAUUUUUAUUAUAUUUUGUUUUUUUUGUUCCAUUUAAACAUUGAGGGAUAAAAAUCUUAAUUCUUGAUGACUACCCUUUGUGAUAAUAAACUAUAAUGAUU